Colletotrichum karsti is the source of this 1974-nucleotide messenger RNA. RefSeq lists its product as uncharacterized. The record is from RefSeq and is a predicted model, not a curated record. NCBI's taxonomy places the organism in Eukaryota, Fungi, Ascomycota, Sordariomycetes, Glomerellales, Glomerellaceae. Gene Ontology annotation, biological process: regulation of DNA-templated transcription. The transcript is spliced from 5 exons. Gene Ontology annotation, molecular function: zinc ion binding; DNA-binding transcription factor activity, RNA polymerase II-specific; transcription cis-regulatory region binding. The coding region runs from base 1 to 1974 and encodes 657 amino acids. Gene Ontology annotation, cellular component: nucleus.
AUGGAUGUUGAAUCAAAGAACAAAGGACCUCGAGCCUGCACUACCUGUGCGAGGGCGAAAUCACGAUGUAUACCAGGACCGGAAGAUAGCAAUAAGUGUGAACGAUGCCAUCGGCUUCGGAAGCCCUGCGGCUCCCAGAUCCCUGCCCCCCCUAGGGCAAAGAAGGACCCCAAGCCGACCAAGGUCGCGGAGCUGGAGAAGAGACUGAAUGAGUUGACGACGCAAUUGGGCGCUCAGAGCGGGACAGCCGGGGUUCCAGCCGCUGCCGCCGCCGCCGGGGGUUCCAGCGGCAGUGGUAGUUGUGCCAUCGACAACCACAGUAGUCCUCUUCCCAUCACCAACAGCAACAAACCAGUAUCCGCCCGCAUUCCGAUCAAUGUUGACCACCUAUUUCCCCCGGCAGAAUUGCCGACGGACGGCGCUUCUGAUACGUCACCAGCUGCGAGUUCGUCGACUGUUGAUGAUCACCACACAGUCAACAGCAGCUCCCAAGGCCAGUCGGAACGAGUGGAGUCUCCUUGGCCGCUGAACAAUGAGUUCAGUAUCAUGCUGCAGACUUUCAAGGAUGACUUGCAACCAUUGUACCCCUUUGUCAUUGUGCCGCCUCACAUGAGUCCGGCGCGACUCGCGGCGGAGAGGCCGUAUCUGUGGAAGGGUAUCAUGAUGACGGCGUGCCAUCUCGAUGCUACUCGUCAGGUGACGCUUGGUAAUGAGUUGCUUGGGGACAUUGUGCAGGCGGCAUUCAUGAAGCCGAAAAAGAGCCUGGAUGUCCUUCAAGGGCUGCAGCUUCUUAUUGCAUGGUACCACUACAACAUCAACAGCUUCCAGCUCACGAAUCUUCUCUUCCUCGCAAGGUCUAUGUGUAUUAGCCUUGGGUUCAAGGACAGCCCCAUGUCGAUCAAAGAGAAGGGGAUCUGCAUCAUCGUGGAAGACCCAUCGGCGCCAAAAACAGAGGAGCAAACCUCGACUCGUCUAGAAUUGAUGAGAGCCUUUGCUGGAUGCUACUACCUUAACACGCUUGUAUUCACAACAAAUAAGCGACCAGAUGCCUUCAUGAAUACUACGUAUCUUGAAUCUUGCUGUAGACAGAUUCAAGACAAUGCACAGUAUCCAAGCGACGAGCUUCUGGCACAACUUUUCAAAAUCCAGCAACUCGCCCAGACCAUCUCCCUCACUUUAGGAGCAGAGAGCACCAGCUUUCAAUCCCUCCAGUUGCCCUUGACAAUGGUGGUCCAGUCUUUUCAACAGCAGCUUGAUAUCUUCAAGACGUCAAUACCCGCUCAUCUCAAGGACAAUGCCGGUCUCCUGACACACGUCAGCAUAGCGGAGAUUCUGCUCUACGAGAUUGGCAUCCCGGAGGGUCAGGGUUCCGCAUCGUAUAUCUCUCUGCCAGAACGCCUGGAAUUGCUCUGGGGGUGUUGCAACGCGGCCAAAACAUUCCUCGAGCUCCGCUUCCCUCGUAACAACAGGAGUGUGCAGCCGCGCUUCACCUGCCUCUCCUCUUCCGACUUCCUCUACGUCUUCAUCGUCUGUCUGAAACUGAUGACUCUAGAAGUGCCCGGCUGGGACCUCCCCGCGAUCCAGAAACACAUCGACCUGGCGGGUGUCGUCGACAGUCAGGUUCGGCAUCUGGAAAUCUUCACUGCACGGAGGGCUAGGCGACCAAGUGCGACAGUAGUAGCAGCAACACCGGCAGACUCUUCUGAUAUCCCGGGCCCCAAGGUCGUUGACCCCUUCUUGCGACUUACGGAGAUGCUGCGGUAUUUCAAGGGACUUCUCGAGGGAGAACUGAGUUCUUUCAGAAACCAGCCUGCUAUUCAAGAACCUAUCCAGCUUCCAGCCAAUUUGUCGGAUGGCACGCAAGCCAUGAUUCGAGACCUGGACGCGACUUUCUGGAACGGUAUGCUCGGCGAAGACCCUGGUACUUGGGAUGUUGGGACGAUGUUUUCUUCUAUGGAUUGGACGGCAACCUGA